Messenger RNA from Ixodes scapularis (black-legged tick), 921 nucleotides. RefSeq lists its product as uncharacterized. Gene Ontology annotation, biological process: sensory perception of taste. The record is from RefSeq and is a predicted model, not a curated record. NCBI's taxonomy places the organism in Eukaryota, Metazoa, Arthropoda, Arachnida, Ixodida, Ixodidae. The transcript is spliced from 3 exons. The coding region runs from base 546 to 791 and encodes 81 amino acids. Gene Ontology annotation, cellular component: membrane.
UUAUGCAACUUUGUUUCGAUCUACUCGCGAUAAUUAUAAAAAUAUCGGCACUUCGACGGAUGUUUAUAUAGUUUUAGUAUUUCCCAUGAAGCGUGAAAAUGGACAUCACAUUAUUAAACAUGGUCAAUGUAUGACAAACCCUUUGAAGAGCAGGCGAGAUAUUACCCCUUUAAACGCUGAUUUAUUCCAGCAGGUGAGACACCAGGGCACACAGGUUAAAGGUUUCGUACAGAGAAAGCAAAAUGAAAUUUUAUGUAGCUAAGUCUCAUGUAGCUAAAAACUCCAUCUCGAGACCACACCUAUCGUCAAAACCAGACCAAAUGCUGACGAAAACCGGUAGUUCGUCGGACCAUGAUCGAACAAAACAGCAUAUGCAUACUUCUUAUCUUGUAUAGUAACAAGUCACUAGAACUCGUUGGCCACGUCAAUUGAUCUAUUGAUCGCGCGAACGUAACUAGGUGAACUGCCUGGAAUUCUACACAUUCAACUGUCUUUUUUGUCUUUACUUUGCGUACACGCCAAAGGCACGAGAACUCAAGGAGAGCAUGCAGACGAUUGGAAACCAGAAACUCCCUCGCAAGGUGGCCAGAAGCCUCCUGACGUUCCAGCUGUGUUUCGACGUCGACGGCUUUUCAUUCAACGCUUGCGGGUUCUUCACGGUGGGGCUCUCGAUUAUUCAAGCGAUGGUCGGCGUGGUUGUUACCUACACUCUGGUACUCCUCCAGACAAAACUAAGCGGGGUGUCCGUACACUCUAAGGAAUGCAGCCGCAUGGACAACGGAACAGCCUAGUUCAAGCCCAGCUCAUCGUGGAUGUAUUGAACUGUGAAGGAAUACAAGAGCGUCUUAAUAAUAAAAAUAGCUAAAGUUGCGUCCCAUCAUUGUGUUUUCCAGCACUGGAUACGUUAGCUUGCGUUUUGCG